Messenger RNA from Podarcis lilfordi (Lilford's wall lizard), 156 nucleotides. Lineage: Eukaryota; Metazoa; Chordata; Lepidosauria; Squamata; Lacertidae. The record is from the annotation of a GenBank genome assembly.
GGUUGGCUCUGGUUGAUAUCAUGACCCCCAUAUUGCUGUAUUUUGAUGGAUAUAUUUCUGUUUCCAAAGUCAAUGUGUUGACCAGAUGUUUGGAGAGGUACUAUGUACCACAGUGUACAGCUGUUAAAAGCAUCUAUGAAAGGUCUGGAGAACAUG